AUGGAAUCUGUUAAGCCUUCAGCAGUGACGCCACGCAAGAGUAAAUUGUCUCGAACUGUUUCAAAGGUUCUUUGUGUAAAAUCAAUGUCUGGAAUUGCACAAGUUGAGGGACUGCAGAAUGUUAAAGCUGACGAAGGAAAUAUGACACAUAGUGAAGAAGAUGAAGAGCUUGAGAAAAAACUGGUCGUGGAAGCUUUGGUUUCGAGAGUUUUUGCUAGCAUUUCGGCUAUAAAAGCUUCAUAUGCUCAGCUACAAUAUGCUCAAUCGCCUUAUGACCCUGAUGGAAUUCAAGAUGCUGAUAAACUAUUAGUAUUGGAAUUGAAAACCUUAUCUGAACUAAGGCAGUGUUGGUUCAAAAAACAGUUUCAUUUUGAUCCUUCGCCAGAGGAGGCAAUUGUUGUAGCCGAAUCGAAAGAGCUUAAGAGUGUUAUAAAAACCUAUAAGAUAAUGGGGAAGAAGUUUGAAUCACAAACACGGCUUAAAGACUCUGAGAUUAUGUUUCUUAAAGAGAAGUUAGAGGAAGCAAAUAAACAAAACAAGUCAAUUGAAAAGAGGUUAAAUCAAAGUGGUUCGUUAUCCUCUCUUGAUAAUCUUCACAUCUCAGGACUAAGUCCUACACAUUUUAUAUCCGUUCUUCGCCACACGGUUAAAUCAACCCGAAGCUUUGUGAAGUUGUUGGUGAAUGAAAUGAGAUCCGCCGGUUGGGAUAUUGAUGCAUCGGUGAAUGCCAUUAUCAGAGAGAAUGUUGUUUAUUUGAAAGAAAAUCACAAAUGUUUCGCAAUUGAGUCUUUUGUUUGUAGGGAAAUGUUCGAUUCUUUCAACUUCCCUAAUUUCAAUCUUCGUCCUACCGAGUUUCUUCCCGAUAGAAACAAAACACAGUUUUUCUUUUCGAAUUUCAACGAGUUAAAAUCCGUGAAAGCAAAAGAGUUUCUCGGUUCAAAACCAAAAUCAGCUUUUGCAAAAUUUUGCAGGGCGAAAUACUUAAGAGUAGUUCACCCUCAAAUGGAGGCAUCAUUUUUCGGUGACACGAAGCUGAGAAUCAACACGGUGAACGGCGGAGAAUUCCCCGAUGACAACCACUUGUUCACAUCGUUUGCUGAAAUGGCUAAGAGGGUAUGGCUUUUACAUUGCUUAUCCUUUUCUUUUGAACCUCAAGCUGAAAUCUUUCAAGUAGGGAAAGGAUGUAGAUUCUCUGAUGUUUACAUGGAGAGUGUUGUGAAUGAUGAAGAAGUAGCAAUAGCAGUGGAAUGUGAGCCACAAGUUGGUUUCACUGUGGUUCCAGGUUUUAAGAUAGGUAAAACUGUUAUACAGUGCCAAGUUUACCUCUCACAGGUAUUACAGCAAAAAGCUCAAGUUAAAAAAAGUGUUAGUUCCAUGAAGCAAAGGUAG
Lathyrus sativus (Indian pea) is the source of this 1389-nucleotide messenger RNA. The record is from the annotation of a GenBank genome assembly. Lineage: Eukaryota; Viridiplantae; Streptophyta; Magnoliopsida; Fabales; Fabaceae.